This is a messenger RNA of Pyricularia pennisetigena, 273 nucleotides long. RefSeq lists its product as uncharacterized. The record is from RefSeq and is a predicted model, not a curated record. The coding region runs from base 1 to 273 and encodes 90 amino acids. Lineage: Eukaryota; Fungi; Ascomycota; Sordariomycetes; Magnaporthales; Pyriculariaceae. The transcript has 4 exons.
AUGUAUAACAUUCUACAACACACGGCUUCAGCCAGGGGCAUCUCGAGCGACAAGCUGUACCAGUACCACAAGCUGUACCAGGACAAGCUGUACCAGGACAAGCUGUACCAGUACCACAAGCUGUACCAGUACCACAAGCUGUACCAGGACAAAGUGUCCCAGGACAAAUACCACAAGCUGUACCAGGACAAGCUGUACCAGGACAAGCUGUACCAGUACCACAAGCUGUACCAGGACAAAGUGUCCCAGGACAAAUGUCCCAGGACAAAGUGA